Cinara cedri is the source of this 735-nucleotide messenger RNA. NCBI's taxonomy places the organism in Eukaryota, Metazoa, Arthropoda, Insecta, Hemiptera, Aphididae. The record is from the annotation of a GenBank genome assembly.
AUAGUUAGAGAAAAAUCCUAUCUUUAAAUGCAAGAAAAAGGCUAUUAUAAUAGCUAAUUAGGAAAUUACANAAAAGCUGCUAUAAUUCUAAUUAGGAAUGUUACAGAUAUGAAAAAUACUUUAUUAGUGUUGCUGAUCUCAAUGAUAUACAAUUUACCAUUACUUGCAGCCGAUCCCGUUUUACUUAAUUGCAUUGAAACUCCUGGAAUACAUAAUCUCAACACAAGACCUAAAAAUUUCAACUAUUCAAAUAAUUUGAGAAGGAAACCUGGUUCUCCAGAUACUGCACUUGGAGAAAUAAUACAUAUAGUGGGUAGAGUGACUGACAUAAAUUGUUUGCCAAUACAGAAUGCUACAGUUUCUAUAUGGCAUGCAAAUGCAUGCGGUAAUAAUGGAAAUUCUCAACCCGAUCCAAAUUUUGCUGGAUCAGGAAGGUUUAUUACAAACAACCUGGGUUACUAUAAUUUUAUCACGAUCAUGCCUGGUAAAAGUGGUAAUAGAGCACCACAUAUAAAAUUUUUAGUUCAACAUCCGGGCUUUGCAGAAUUCACAACACAAAUGUUCUUUACUGACCAUAAUUAUAGCAAUUGCUCUGAUCCUAUUCUGAAAGAUUUUCUCGAUAACGGUUUGGCAAGCCUGCUGAUAGCACCACUUUCUUAUAAUGAUCAGGGUAUUAAAACUUAUACAUUUAAUAUUACUUUAAGUGGAUAUAAUAAAUUUUCUGAAAAAAAAUAA